AUGUCGGUAAAGAGCAGAAUGCACAUGAACCAAGUGAACAAAACACUAUUUAGGGAAAAUUACAAAGUUGAAAGGAAGUGUGAGGAGGAUAUUGAAUUGAUGGAAACCAUCGAAAACUUUAGUGACGAUAUAAUGUUGAAGAACGACUCCUUUGAGAGCAGCGCUUACAUAAAGUCUUCCACGAAGAACAUUAGUGACAGGGGGAAUGAGAUAACUAUAAAGGGCAGUAAUUUGAAGAACUUGAAAAAGAAAAAUGCGACUGGUAAUAACGACCACAGCGGAGAAGGCAGUGUUGGUACAGACGGAAGCAACGGUGGGGGCAGCAUAAAUAAGAACAACAACGGUGGAAACGGCAAUGAACAGAGCUGUUUGGCAAAUAUCCCACAGAUAUACGAAACACAUGACUCCACUGCCAAGGAGGAAUUACACUCUGAUCACAACAAUGAGGAAGACGGCGUAAUGUACAUCCUCUCCAAUAUCAUGGCUGUAUUAUACAUAAUCGUGGCAAUAGUGACCAUCCUGCACCUGCACCUGGACGAGGACCACGCAAUAAUCAAGGCCAUCAGUGCACUUAAGCUCAAAUUUGUUGGCCUCAUGAAGGACAUACCGGCUUUCAAGAGCUUAAUGAUCACUGUGGCGCUAAUCAAUGUGAAAAUUAACACCCUCCUGGAAGAGGGGAUAACCAAAGGGAACAUCUUCAAGCCAUACGUGGAAGCACUGAAGCCACUGAACACAGAGUUCACAGUUUUAUUCACCAUCUUAAUCCUCAUAUUUUUCACGGCGAUAUCUAUUUUGUGCAUAAUACACGGAAUUAUAAACAUGAAGAAUGACAGAAUUUUGAUGGAAAAGGGGAGUAGUGUUUUUGUGGCGAACAAAAUGACGAUGGAGGAAUUCGAAGAUAAGUCGUUCACGUAUAGUGAAUUAGCCAAACUGCAUAGCGACAAGGAUUAUAUUUGUUUAAAGAAUAAAAGAGCAGGUGAGGGGAUUGAGUCAUGGAAUUGGCAAAUGAGGAAAAUGAAAAGCGGAAAUCAUGACAGGGAUAUAUGUAGUGACAUCGAACUUUCAGACGGGGAAAAACACUGA
Molecule: messenger RNA, 1083 nt
Organism: Plasmodium knowlesi strain H
Lineage: Eukaryota; Apicomplexa; Aconoidasida; Haemosporida; Plasmodiidae
Product: conserved protein, unknown function
Exons: 3
Coding region: 1-1083 (360 amino acids)
Source: RefSeq, a predicted model, not a curated record